Culex quinquefasciatus (southern house mosquito) is the source of this 699-nucleotide messenger RNA. RefSeq lists its product as uncharacterized. The transcript has 2 exons. The record is from RefSeq and is a predicted model, not a curated record. Bases 1 to 699 code for a protein of 232 amino acids. Lineage: Eukaryota; Metazoa; Arthropoda; Insecta; Diptera; Culicidae.
AUGGUCCGGAAUUACAAGCGGAUUUCGGUCCGUAAGUCUUGGAGUCAAGAAGCCUUGACCGCGGCAAUCGAAGCCGUACAGGCCGGAUCCACCGUAAACCGAGCGGCGCUCUCCACGGUGUGCCGAGGCCAACGCUCCGAAAGUAUUUGUUGUUGGUGGGGCCUCCGGACGAAAAUCGUAACCUGGGUCGGUUCAAGCCAGUUUUCACUGCCCAGCAAGAGCGAGAGCUGGUCGAUUACAUUCUUGCCAUGGAAGUUACUCUACGGGGUCACGUCAUUGGAAAUGCGCAGUUUGGCCUACCAGCUGGCCACCAUCAACAGAAUCGACCACCCCUUCGACAACGGCACGGAGCUGGCUGGCAAGGAUUGGCUGUACGGAUUCCGCAUGCGCCACCCGGAACUUUCGCUGCGAGCACCGGAAGCAACCUCUGCAGCCCGAGCCCAAGGGUUCAAUAAGGUGGCCGUGGACCAAUUUUACGACAUUGUAGAAGCUGCACUCUCUACUGGGAAGUUCCGGAAGCCCAGUCAGUUUAAAAACGUGGACGAAACGUGCGUGGUUACUGUUCAAAGCAAGCGGUCGAAGAUCUUGGCGUUGAAGGGACGGCGACAGGUUGGGGCCAUAACUUCAGCAGAGCGUGGUGUCUUGUCCACGGCUUGCAUCUCGUCGUCGGCGUGCGGCCAAUACCUGCCCCGAUGUUAA